AUGCCGUCAGUCAAGAACCCCAACACCGUGUCGCGAAACCGGCAAGUCGCCCGCGCCGCCAAAGCGAAGAAGGCCGCGCAGAAGAAAUCGUCGGCUGGCAAGAAGUCACGAAUCGAAAAGUCCGAUGUACGACGCGGUGCGCGAGAAGGCAUCCUGCCCACAAGUGGCCCUAGGGCAGCCCUGAGCUCCAAGAAGCAGAAGAAGCUCGAGAGGCAGCUCAAGUACGCUCUCAAGCGCAAGGAAGAGGCAGCGGCUGAGACGGAGAUGCAGGGUGCUGAUACUGGCCGAGAGUCCAAGAAGGAGCUGAAGAAGCAGCGAGACGAGGCUAUGGAGAGUCUGAUGCAACUCGAUCUAUCCUGA
Molecule: messenger RNA, 360 nt
Organism: Phaeoacremonium minimum UCRPA7
Lineage: Eukaryota; Fungi; Ascomycota; Sordariomycetes; Togniniales; Togniniaceae
Exons: 2
Coding region: 1-360 (119 amino acids)
Source: RefSeq, a predicted model, not a curated record